AUGGCGUCGACAAUCUCGAGCAGCAUGGAGAAGCGGUCUGGAGAACAAAAUGAUACGACUACCUUGGCUCCCGCAGACCAAAUCCCAACUGUAGGGAAGGCUGACAAGGCUGCCGACGAACACCAUAUCCCGCAUAAUAACUUGUUUCUGGUCUUCUGUGCAUUGACUCUCACUGUAUUUUUGGCUGCAUUAGACUCGACUAUCGUCGCCACCGCGCUCCCAACAAUCGUCGCCCAAUUAGGUGGCGGAAAACAGUACUCUUGGGUCGGCAGCUCAUAUCUGCUUGCGGCUGCAACCCUAGGGUCAAUCAACGGCAAGCUCGCCGACGUCUUCGGUCGCAAGGCAUUGCUGUACCCGGCAAUUGUCAUUUUCUUGAUCGGUUCUGCACUAUGUGGUGCAGCAAAAACCAUGGUAUGGCUGAUUGUCGCUCGCGCAGUGCAGGGCAUUGGCGGUGGCGCCAUCAUACAGAUGUGCAACAUCAUUGUUGCCGAUAUUACACCUCUGGAUCAGCGGGGCAAAUAUCUAGGAUAUCUUGGUGCUACGUGGGGUAUCGCUUCGAUCAUCGGCCCUCUAAUUGGCGGUGUAUUGACAGACCACGCCUCAUGGCGUUGGUGCUUCUGGAUCAAUCUGCCUACGGGCGGGAUCGCGUUCGGCCUGCUAUUCUUCUUCUUACAUCUCAAUCCUCGCCAAGGGAAAGCACUACGGGAGCACAUAGCCGAGUUCGACUUCUUCGGGCUCUUCCUCAUUAUCGCUGGCAUAAUCACCAUCCUCUUAGGGUUCUUAGAGAGUGAAUCCUCAUGGAGUUCUCCUGCUACAAUUGCUCUACUCGCUGUUGGUGGCGCCACUCUUAUCACCUUUGUCUGGUGGGAGACAUACACCAAACGAGCACCAAUCGUACCACCCCGUCUCUUCAGGACACGCACGACCGCACUUCUGCUCACCGGCGCCUUCUUCCACUCGUUCUGCUACUACACCGCGGCAUUCUACCUUCCCCUGUACUUCCAGGUCUUGGGGGCAUCCGCGACACGAGCUGGCGAGCUCGUCCUGCCGUAUGCCUUGACGCUGUCGGCUCUUUCCGCUGGGAUUGGCUAUGUUCUUGCAAUCCUGGGCGACUAUCGCCCUAUCAUAUGGGUAUCCUGGGCUCUGUGCGCCCUGGGAUACGGACUCAUGAUUAUGCUUGACAAUACGACUUCACUAGCGCAACAAGAAGUCUAUACGCUCAUCGCGGGACUUGGAAUGGGCUCGCUCUACCCGGUCCCACUUAUCGCCCUUCAAGCGGCGAUGUCGACGAAAGAUAUGGCAACGAGCACAGGCACCUUCGGCAUGAUGCGCAUGCUGGGCUCAACCGUCGGCGUAUCCAUCGGACAAGCCAUCUGGACAUCCGAAGCCCGAACGCGCACAGCCGCCAUCGCGAACUUCCCCGCAAGCCUCAGCAGCGCAUCUCUUGCAGAGAGCGUCACGACACUGCACACCAUCACGCCGCCCGAGCUGAAAGCACAGAUCCUCCACGCGUACUCGAAGUCGAUCAGCACGCUCUGGAUCUUGAACACGCCCAUCUGUUGUCUGUUCUUCAUCCUCAUGCUGUCGCUGAAGAAGUACACUCUGCACCGAGCCGUGGUACGGACGCCGCCGAAGGAGAAGGACGUGGAGAAGCAGGCGGUUGAGGAGGAUGAGAGGGACUCGGAUAGGAAGGAGGAGACGACGGUGUUGGAAGUGCAGCAGUCCGAACGAUAG
Molecule: messenger RNA, 1734 nt
Organism: Peniophora sp. CBMAI 1063
Lineage: Eukaryota; Fungi; Basidiomycota; Agaricomycetes; Russulales; Peniophoraceae
Source: the annotation of a GenBank genome assembly